UAUGUUUUCUGUGUCCCUUCUUUUUUCUUUUCCUUCAAAAUCUAAUAAAUAAAUAUCAAAUUUUCAACUUUCUUUUUAAUUGUUUUUGGGUGUCAAUUAUUUUUCAAAUUUUAUGUGUACUUAGAUUUCUGGUUAUUUAUUCAGUUGAUUACGAUGAUGGGGGCAAGAAAGUUGGAGUGUUUUGUGUAACUUCAACAAAUAAACGAACUUUCUGGGAUGUAUAUUGUUUAUGGUGGUGAUAGUGAAAAAGAUCUGAAACAACAAAGGUGAAAAUUAUGGGAGCAUGUGUUUCAACUCAACAAGGUUGUGUUGGUGGAAGGUUUAACUCCUCAAAGAAGAAAUCAAGGAAAAGAAGAAGAAUUGGAUUGAGGAGAAGAGUUUCUUCUAAGUUUUCAUCAUUGGAUAAUAAUAAUAAUAACAACAACAACAAGGUUGAUUUCUCAAGUUUGCCUCAACAUUCCUUUGCAAAUCCCACUUUUCAAGCAUUAAGUAUUGAAGAGGCAUGGUUUGAUUCAGUUGCUGUAUUUGAUUCUGAUUGUGAUGAUGAUUACCAAAGUGUUCCUGAUGAUGUUGUAUCUCUGAAUGGACUUGAAGGUGGAUCUAUUUCAAGCUUUCCAUCUGCAAGAGAUGCUACCAACCAUAGAAUUUCGACUGAUCAGCUGCAUAAACCGAAUAUCUCCGAGGCUGCAAGAAGUUCAGACGUUCAACAUUUUGGUGUAGAUGUCGUUGAUUCUCGAAGUAAAUGCGAUGGAAAUAUAAUUGAAGUAAAUAAUGAGCCUGUGUUUCUUGACGACAUAUCCUCGGUCGAUGCAAAUUCAAAUAAGGACGAAGGAGUUUUGGAUAAUUGUUUGCCAUGUCUUGCAUCUACAAUUCCUUCUAUUGAAAAGAGAAGAUCUUCAUGUUCAAGUCCUCCUAAUGCAAGGAAGAAAGCUCCUUCAAAAAUUUCCUUUAAAUGGAAGGAAGGGCACCUGAACGCUACUCGAUUUUCUUCAAAGACACUUCUACAAAGACCAAUUGCAGGUUCUCAAGUACCCUUUUGUCCAAUUGACAAGAAAAUGCUUGAUUGUUGGUCACAUAUUGAUCCAGGAUCUUUCAAAGUCCGAAGCGUAAAUUAUUUUAAGGAUAGGAAGAAGGACUUUGCUCCUAACUAUUCUGCAUAUUAUCCAUUUGGAGUUGAUGUUUUCUUAUCUCCGCGAAAAGUAGAUCAUAUAGCUCGGUUUGUCGAACUUCCUUCUGUUAGUUCAUCCGGCAAGUUUCCAACUAUUCUUGUUGUAAAUGUUCAGAUUCCUCUCUAUCCAACAACACUUUUUCAAGGCGAAACUGAUGGCGAAGGAACGAGCUUUGUUUUGUAUUUUAAACUUUCGGAAAGCUAUGCCAAGGAACUUCCUCUUCAUUUUCAAGAAAACAUGAGAAAGUUGAUGGAUGAUGAAGUUGAAAAGGUAAAGGGUUUUCCUGUCGACACAAUUGUACCGUUCCGAGAACGGUUGAAAAUACUCGGCCGUGUCGUCAAUAUAGAAGAUCUUCAUUUGAGUGCAGCUGAAAGGAAACUUAUGCAGGCUUACAAUGAGAAACCUGUUCUUUCCCGUCCCCAACACGAGUUUUACUCGGGAGAAAACUACUUUGAAAUUGAUAUAGAUAUGCAUAGAUUCAGUUACAUCUCAAGGAAAGGGUUUGAAGCAUUCUUGGACAGAUUAAAAAUAUGCACUCUUGAUAUUGGACUUACAAUUCAGGGGAACAAAGCUGAGGAGUUGCCAGAGCAAUUGUUGUGUUGUAUUAGGUUAAAUGGCAUUGACUACUUGAAUUAUCAACAACUAGGAUUAACUCAAUAUCCCUUCUAAUAAUAUUAUAAUGGCAAAAGCAUUUGCAUAUCUUGGAAUUAAUGAUUAAUAAUGGUAAUUUUAAAAUGAGUUUUCAAUU
Messenger RNA from Cicer arietinum (chickpea), 1917 nucleotides. RefSeq lists its product as uncharacterized. NCBI's taxonomy places the organism in Eukaryota, Viridiplantae, Streptophyta, Magnoliopsida, Fabales, Fabaceae. The record is from RefSeq and is a predicted model, not a curated record.